ACCACCUUCCAGAGGGAAACAGACUGUCUUGGCAGCAACUGGAGGACACAGCAGCACCUGACUUGCAGGGUGUUUCGAGGAGCAGCCAUGUCAGCCCUGUACCCGUCUCUUGAGGACCUGAAGGUAGACCAGGCGAUCCAGGCCCAGGCCCAGGCUCAGGCCAGAGCCUCACCCAGGACGCCUGCCCUGCCCGCCCCAGUCCCAGAGGCAGCCACCCCGCCUCCUUCAGUUUUGUACCCAAACCUGGCAGAACUGGAGAACUAUAUGGGUCUUUCCCUCUCCAGCCAAGAAGUCCAGCAGAGCCUGCCUCCGACUACAGAGGGUGACAGCAUGGUAGUUUCUGGCUCCUGGCCUGGCCAGGUGGUGGCCCCUUUGUCGGGGAACAACCUGGGCGUGCGUCGUGCAGAGAUCAAGCCCGGGGUGCGUGAGAUCCACCUGUGCAAGGAUGAGCGUGGCAAGACCGGGCUGCGGCUGCGGGCCAUUGACAAGGGGCUUUUUGUCCAGCUGGUCCAGGCCAACACCCCUGCCUCACUGGUGGGCCUGCGCUUUGGGGACCAGGUCCUGCAGAUUGACGGGCGUGACUGUGCUGGCUGGAGCACAGACAAAGCCCACCGAGCGAUGAAGAAGGCAUCAGCUGAAAAGAUUGUCAUGGUUGUUCGGGACAGGCCAUUCCAGAGGACGGUCACCAUGCACAAGGACAGCUUGGGCCAUGUUGGCUUUGUCCUCAAGAAGGGGAAGGUGGCGUCGGUGGUCAAGGGGAGCUCUGCAGCCUGCAAUGGGCUGCUGACCAACCACUAUGUGUGUGAGGUGAACGGGCAGAACGUCAUUGGGUUAAAGGACAAAAAGGUCACAGAGAUUCUGACCACAGCUGGAGAUGUCAUCACCCUGACCAUUAUUCCCACAGUGAUCUUCGAGCACAUGGUCAAAAAGCUGUCCCCAACGCUGCUCCACCACACCAUGGACCAUUCCAUCCCAGAUGUCUGAGGCCACUAGAGGACAUCUUGGCUCUCCCUUCUCCUUGCAGGGAAGGGCAGCUGUCCUCAGAUGACAGGUUGCGGCUGGCGUGCUGACAGAGAUCCAGGGUUUGAAGUGGGGGGCAGUAGUGUUCCAGGUGGGUGGACAUCAGAUGGCAUGAGUCUGUCCUUGGGGCCUUGACAUCCUAGCUGGGCCCAGGCAAGGGCAGGGCAGUGUUCCCAAGGAGCCAUUCUCUGAGCUGUUUACAUGCAGAACAUGCAGGUGGGCCUGCCCAACACUCUUGUCAGAGUUGUGGCUGGGUCCCUUUCAAAAUUCUACCUCUACCAGGAAAAGCAGCUACAGGAUUUGGGAGAGCAGAAGUUAUGUUGUGAGAAUGUUUAAAUUUUUCUUUUAUCACUCUUCAUCACAGACUGCAUAUAUAC
This is a messenger RNA of Dipodomys spectabilis (banner-tailed kangaroo rat), 1397 nucleotides long. It is a transcript of the gene Sdcbp2, whose product is annotated as syndecan binding protein 2. Lineage: Eukaryota; Metazoa; Chordata; Mammalia; Rodentia; Heteromyidae. The record is from RefSeq and is a predicted model, not a curated record. Gene Ontology annotation, cellular component: cytoplasm; plasma membrane. The coding region runs from base 88 to 984 and encodes 298 amino acids. Gene Ontology annotation, molecular function: protein binding. The transcript is spliced from 9 exons.